This is a messenger RNA of Papaver somniferum (opium poppy), 1959 nucleotides long. RefSeq names its product protein IQ-DOMAIN 1-like. Bases 243 to 1679 code for a protein of 478 amino acids. Gene Ontology annotation, molecular function: protein binding. Lineage: Eukaryota; Viridiplantae; Streptophyta; Magnoliopsida; Ranunculales; Papaveraceae. The transcript is spliced from 6 exons. The record is from RefSeq and is a predicted model, not a curated record.
AACCCAGCUGUUCUUGUUCAUCUCUCAUCGCUCAUAUUACACUUAGCUGCCCCAAGAUCUGGUCUUAUAUAGAAAGAGAGAAAACAAACAAACAAACAGAGACAGAGACAGAGAAGAGGUUUCCUCUUUCUCUGCAAAGGUUAUCAAUCUUUUUCACAGAACAAGUAGAAGAAGAAGAUAGAUUUCUUAGGGAUCCGUUUUGUUUAUCAUUCACAGGAAUCAAAUUGAGGAAUGUAAAAGAGAUGGGGAGGAAAAAUUGGUUAGUUGCAGUAAAGAAAGCAUUCAGUCCUGAUUCUAACGAGAAGAGAGAUCUGAAAAGGAGUAAAUCAAAGAAGAAAUGGGGAUUUGGAAAAGAGAAACACCGGGAAACAACCUCUACUUCAGAGGUAGAAACUGUCCAAGAGCCACCACCUUUGCCAGUAGAGGUGGUGAAACUGGAGGAAGUCGAGAAUGAGCAAAACAAUUAUGGUCCUUCUGGUGCUGCAGCUGAGGUGGCUGUUACUGCUCCUGUUCAGACAGCUGUAGAGGUUGUUCGGCCUACAAUGAUAUCGCGUUAUGCGGGUAAAUCAGUGGAAGAGGUGGCUGCAAUCAAGAUUCAAACCGCCUUCCGAGGAUAUCUGGCUAGGAGAGCAUUGCGUGCUUUAAGAGGAUUGGUUAGGUUGAAAACGUUGAUAGAUGGGCAAUCCGUAAAACGCCAAGCCACAAACACUUUACGAAGCAUGCAGACUCUUGCUCGAGUACAGUCUCAAAUCCGUUCAAGAAGGAUCAGAAUGGCUGAGGAGAACCAGGCUCUUCAGCGGCAGCUACAGUUAAAGCGCGACAAAGAGCUGGAGAACCUGAAAGCCAGUAUGGGAGAGAAUUGGGAUGACAGUAUUCAAUCCAAGGAGCAAGUCGAAGCCAGCUUACAACACAAACAAGAAGCUGCCAUGAGAAGAGAAAGAGCACUGGCUUAUGCGUUCUCUCACCAGCAAAUGACAAAGAAUUCUUCACGAUCUAUGAACCCAAUGUUUAUGGACCCAACCAAUCCUCACUGGGGAUGGAGUUGGUUAGAACGUUGGAUGGCAGCCCGACCAUGGGAGUCCAGAAGCACCACCACCGAUAAAGAACUGAAUGAUCAAUCAUCUAUGAAAAGUGUAAGUCGCAGUUCAAUGGGUGUAGCAGAUAUAAGCAAAUCGUAUGCCCGUCGCGAACUCAAGGUGGACAAAUUUUCACCAACAGCACAGAAGCCACUUCGCCUUUCACCUUCUACUCCCCAGUCCAGAUUAACAACGUCAGGUGGGAAGUUAAAUUCAGCAAGUUCAGGAGGAAACUUGAAUGCCCAAGAUGAAGAUUGUAGAAGUACAUUCAGCAUGCAGUCAGAAAGGCCAAGGCGUCACAGCAUUGCUGGGUCAUCAGUAAGGGACGACGAGAGCUUAGCAAGUUCUCCUGCACUCCCUAGCUAUAUGAUACCUACUCAAUCAGCUCGCGCCAAAUCCCGACUUCAAAUCCCACUCUCAUCUGAGAAAAAUGAAAUAACUCCAGAGAAGGGAUCUUCUGUAACUGUGAAAAAACGGCUAUCUUUUCCAGCAUCUCCAGGGCCACGGCGACAUUCAGGUCCUCCCAAGGUGGACAGCACAUCCAUUAAGAAUAUUAGUGUAAACACAGAACCUAUUGCUGUGAGCAAUGGAGGGAGCAAUUAGGCUAGCCAAACUGAAAGAGGAUGGAAAGACACGGAAAAACAGAGGGACAGAAGAAAUGGGUUACAAAAAAAAAAUUGUAUCAUUAGGGAUUUGUAUGGAGUAACUAGUCUCUGAGGGGAAGAAGACCAAAUUAUGAUUUAUUAUUGGGGUGUUUGUAGUUAUGAAAUUUCUUUCUUAUUUUCUUCUCUUUCAUUUAUAAAAUGUUAUAACCUAAGAAUCUUUUGUCAAAAAAAUUUGUAUGAAUGGUUAGAAAUGAAAUCAUUCCCUUCAUUUGUGAUAG